Dictyostelium purpureum is the source of this 884-nucleotide messenger RNA. RefSeq lists its product as uncharacterized. The coding region runs from base 28 to 801 and encodes 257 amino acids. NCBI's taxonomy places the organism in Eukaryota, Evosea, Eumycetozoa, Dictyosteliales, Dictyosteliaceae. Gene Ontology annotation, cellular component: lysosome. The record is from RefSeq and is a predicted model, not a curated record. Gene Ontology annotation, molecular function: cysteine-type endopeptidase activity. The transcript is spliced from 4 exons.
GCUGGUAGAAAUGAAAGAUUCGAAGGUAUGACCUAUGGUGAUGUUAUGGGUAUGAUGGGUACUCAAAUUACCAAACACAUUAAUAAAGAUACCAAAGAAACUAAAUCAGUUGGUUCAAUCCCACAAAGCUUUGAUGCUCGUACUCAAUGGCCAAACUGUAUUCACCCAAUCUUAAAUCAAGAACAAUGUGGUUCAUGUUGGGCUUUCUCAGCUUCAGAAGUUCUUUCAGACAGACUUUGCAUUGCCUCAAACGGUAAAACUGGUGUUGUCUUAUCACCACAAGCUUUAGUUAGUUGUGAUAUCUUUGGUAACCAAGGUUGCAACGGUGGUAUCCCACAAUUAGCUUGGGAAUAUAUGGAAUUACACGGUAUCCCAACUUAUGGUUGUUUCCCAUACACCUCUGGUAACGGUACUGAUGGUUCAUGCGUUAAAAACUCAUGUGUUGAUAACGAACAAUACACUCUCUACAGAGCCAAACCAUUAACCUUAAAGACCUGUGCUUCAGUCGAAUGUAUCCAACAAGAUAUCAUGAAAUUUGGUCCAAUCCAAGGUACCAUGGAAGUUUACUCUGAUUUCAUGUCCUACACCAGUGGUGUCUACACUAUGACUCCAGGUUCAUCAUUAUUAGGUGGUCAUGCCAUUAAAAUUGUUGGUUGGGGUUUCGAUCAAGCAUCAAACCAAAACUACUGGAUCGUUGCUAACAGUUGGGGUCCAUCAUGGGGUAUCGACGGUUUCUUCUGGAUUGCUUUUGAUCAAUGCGGAAUCAACUCUGAUGCAUGUGCUGCCCAAGCUAGAAUCUAAGGUGUGUAAUUACAUUAUAAAAUUAAAGAAUAAACUAAAUGAAACGCAAUGGUUUUAGUUGCAAGUUGUAUUUUAGUAAUUAU